CACCCUGAGACUUUUAUCUUGAAAACCGCUAAGAUCUUGCGCUUCGACCCUGUUGUGUGCUUCUUCUUGCUUUGUAUUAAUAUAUAUAUAAAUGUCUUUUUUUAAAUCCCAGCUUUUGGGGUCAGACAUGUGAGAUGAGCACAGUAAAGUUAUUAGGUGUGUGGAUAAGUCGACACUUGAAGAGUCGCUGUAUUUUUGGGAACACACGAAUAAAUUAUUAUGAAGCGCCACGAUGUUUACUGCGUCCUGGGAGAGAAUUCGGUACGGUUUCGGAGAAAGAAACAGACGUUACUCCUGGGAGAAAAAGAGGUCUGAGAGCCGCGGAUAUCGCAGAAAGGCUUCGGCAUGAAAAACAGAACAAGGCACAUACAACAAAUAAGGUUCCGGUGUCUCCUGUGCAGAGGAAUGUGGCAGAACUGAAGCAGAUCACUCAGCAGCUCCAAUCUGUCCAUCCAAAUGUUUUUGCAAAAGCACUUUCUAAGAGUAUUCUGUACCAAGACCAAAACCUCAUCGCUGUAAAUAAACCAUAUGGAGUCCCAGUUUACAGUACUGGAGGCAUCAGGAACAGCAUUGCAGAGAGUCUGCCAGUCCUGGCCAAGAUUAUUGAUGGCAUGAAAGGAGGAUCUGAGCUGCACGUCUGUUACAAUCUCGAGAAAGACACCACAGGCAUUUUGUUCCUGGCCAGGACGGAGGAGACUGCAGAACGAAUACACAAUCUCAUCAGAUCGCAUCAAGCAGAGAAGAGAUACAUGGUGAUCACUGUUGGUGUCCCUGUUCCUUCUGAAGGUGUGAUUGACAUCCCCAUCAUUGAGAAGGAGGUCAUGGGGGACCAGCAUCACUUUAAGAUGGCUCUGAGUCCGCUGUACAGACCGGCGGAGGAGGGAGACGGGCUGGUCCGAGUGAGAGCUCACCGGCAAGCACACAGUGCCGUCACACGCUACAAAGUCCUGGACAGCAGCUCAGGAUGCAGCUUGGUGGAGCUCCAGCCAAUCACAGGAGUGAAACAUCAGCUGCGGGUUCACAUGGCGUUGGCUCUGGCUUGCCCUAUUCUGGGAGAUCAUAAGUACGCCCACUGGAACAAGCUGGCUCCUCAGAAGUUACCGGAAGGUGUGCUGCGGCGGCUUGGACUGGAGCAGAGCAAAACCCGACACCUUCCUCUCCACCUCCAUGUCCGACAGAUCACCCUUCCAGGGGUCAGGGGUCACGGUGACCUCACUGUGUCCUGCCCCCUUCCCAAAUUCUUCACAGCAGCUAUGAAAAAACUGCAAAUCGAGCUACCUGAGAAGCCAUAAGAGAUGAGCAGCACCUCGGAUAUGACUGUAAACACUUUAACUGGAGACCAAGGCUUACAGGAAGUCAGAACGGUGGCAUCAAAUAAAGUGAGAACAGGAUACACGUGAAAGACGCAACCACGCAGAUCAAACUGCUUAGAGCCCGAUCUACAUUGACUUGACGUUGCUACAGUUUGUGCAGCAUAAGAAUUUUUAAGAUUGUGUUAUAUCUGAUUAUUUAAUUAAACCCCAAAUAAAUUGAACUUCAGUGCUA
Molecule: messenger RNA, 1545 nt
Organism: Pangasianodon hypophthalmus (striped catfish)
Lineage: Eukaryota; Metazoa; Chordata; Actinopteri; Siluriformes; Pangasiidae
Gene: rpusd4
Product: RNA pseudouridine synthase D4
Exons: 7
Coding region: 135-1292 (385 amino acids)
Biological process (GO): pseudouridine synthesis
Molecular function (GO): RNA binding; pseudouridine synthase activity
Source: RefSeq, a predicted model, not a curated record